GCAAGGAAACGAAACAUCGAAUCAGCAUCGUGUGCGAGAUUUCGAGGUUACCAGAAGCGAACGGGUCUGUGCCGUUAAACGCCUCCAGGCCACAUUCCCAACCACACGUCCGCACACCUUCUACACUUCUUCCAUACAGGCAUUUGGCAACACCAGAUUCGACACUUGAUGGUAAAUCAUCUCUUCUCUCAGGUUUCAAACCCCGGCGGGCACAGUCCACUCUCGACCCUAUUUGCCCGAGUUUUACGACGACGAUCUAGACAUCCCAUUUCCCACACCGAGCAUCCAUGUAUCCAACAUCUAGCCCGUCCGUCUCUAGGUAUCUCAUUUUCAUCUCAUCAUUGUGAUAACCCUAGCAAGUGCUCUGUCUUUACAAAGAACGUCCCCGCUCCGUUACUCAGCACAGGGUACCAUCAAGUCCGUCACAUAUCAUUUGGGUUUCAGCUUAUGCCGAGUCUCCCGCAACCCGCCCCGCCUUCUGUCAGCCCAUGCCGUGCCGCCAAAGUACCGCAGCCACCCAUUCUUUAACGAGCAACGAUCCCGAGGAGGAGAACGCUCUAUGUACACCAUUACAUAUACGAACAACGCCACUCGAUGCAAGAGCAGAUUAAAAUGAGAUGUGAGGAUGUGUUUCAGGUGGGACAACAAAAAAACCAACAUUUUGGGGUCAUCUGAUG
Molecule: messenger RNA, 677 nt
Organism: Mollisia scopiformis
Lineage: Eukaryota; Fungi; Ascomycota; Leotiomycetes; Helotiales; Mollisiaceae
Exons: 1
Coding region: 169-528 (119 amino acids)
Source: RefSeq, a predicted model, not a curated record